GUCGACGAACCGUGACAGUGAAUCAUUCAUUCGACUUCUCCCAAUCCCAAAACAGCCUCCGCCGCCGCGACUUCGCACUUACUCCACCGCCUUUUGCUGCCGCCGCUGAUCAUCAACUUAGCGGAAGACAGGUAAACUAGUGAAUUAACCGUGUGAAAGCCAUGGGAAGAGCCAAGAAGGGGCCGAAGUUCGCGGUGAUGAAGAAGAUGGUCACCUCGAAGGCAAUUAAGCAAUACAAGGAGGAGGUUCUGAACCCGAAUAGGAAGGACCUUUCCAAAGAGCAACUUCCUAGAAACGUGCCGAAGGUGUCUUCAUCGCUUUAUUUUACGCACAACACAGCUUUGGGGCCGCCAUACCGGGUUCUGGUGGAUACCAACUUCAUCAAUUUCUCGAUUCAAAACAAAUUGGAUUUGGAAAAGGCAAUGAUGGACUGCCUCUAUGCAAAAUGCACACCUUGCAUCACUGAUUGUGUAAUGGCUGAGCUUGAGAAGCUAGGCCAGAAGUACCGUGUGGCUUUGAGGAUUGCUAAAGAUCCACGUUUUGAGAGGCUGCCCUGCAUUCACAAAGGAACAUAUGCUGAUGACUGCAUUGUAUCCAGGGUCUCUCAGCACAAGUGCUACAUUGUUGCAACUUGUGAUCGGGAUUUGAAGCGGAGGAUACGCAAGGUCCCUGGUGUCCCAAUAAUGUACAUCACUCAACAUAGAUAUUCAAUUGAGCGUAUGCCUGAAGCGACAAUAGGCGGUGCUCCAAGAUUCUGAUAAUGUGGAGAUCCAGAUCGCUGUGGCCAUGCGAGAAGAAAAGAAGAAGAUUUUUGUCAGUCUUAGAAACUAAAGUGUUCAAGAAGGAAUUUGUGUUGUAUGAUCAAUCGUCAGUAGGAUUCUGGCGCGCUCUUAAGAUAUCUACUUGCUGCAAUGACUUCUUUCUUGUAAACUAUAUGCAGAGCCUAUAGCUUGCCGUCUUUGAUGUGUUAGUUGAAUGAGAGUUGAAAGUCUUCUGUGUUCCCAUUUGCACUUGCACUUAAGUUAUCUAUCGUUAGUAUCCGCUUUCUACUUCUACAGAAAGGGGUUAUGUAAUCCAACCAGCCUUUAUAAUAGAGGUGGCAAUUGGAUCAGAUUCGUGGAUUGGAUUGGUGGAUCCAUGGAUCAAAUGGAUUGGAUCCAAUGGAUUGGUGGAUUCAUGGAUUGAAUCAAAUGGAUUGGUGGAUUGAUCCAUGAAUCCAAAUGACAUCCAAGACUUGGACCAAAAUGUAAAUUUUGAAAAGUUAAGGUACUAAAAUGUCAUAAUGAAAAAUUUUAGGUACC
This is a messenger RNA of Linum trigynum, 1301 nucleotides long. The record is from the annotation of a GenBank genome assembly. NCBI's taxonomy places the organism in Eukaryota, Viridiplantae, Streptophyta, Magnoliopsida, Malpighiales, Linaceae.